Messenger RNA from Ectocarpus sp. CCAP 1310/34, 3117 nucleotides. Lineage: Eukaryota; Phaeophyceae; Ectocarpales; Ectocarpaceae. The record is from the annotation of a GenBank genome assembly.
AUGCGACAGACGGCGGUAGCGCAAGGCAAGCAAAGGAGCGUGCUGCGCCAUCUACUGGCGACCCACGGCAAGUCAGAGAAAAACGCCAUCUUCAGGAGAAACCUGUGCUUGGCAGCCUUCUCGACACGGUUGUCGCUGCUGGUCCCGGUGGUGGCGCUGUGGGCGUGGGGACUGGCCAUGGUCAUCACGGUUAACCCCCCGGCGGUGGGUUUCCUGUUCUGCUUUAUUGGCACGUCGUUGGUUAUGGGCUGGUACGGCUACAAUCACUGGAAGUCUCGCGGGUGGAUGAUGACCUGGCCUUCGCUAGUCUGCAUCCUGGGGGCGGUCUUCUUCCUUAUGGCUUCCCUAGCAGCUGAGGUUUUCGUCGAUCCCGCGGCGUACUUCGGGUCGGGAGACCUAGAUUUCUGCGGCCUGACGGGCAUCUUUUUCACCCUGGACAUGCUCCCGCUUGUGUUUUUGCUCUUCUCCAACGAUGCAAAGGUGAGCCGCAUGCACUCGUAUUUGAAUGUUCUGUCGCCAACGCUCAAGCGUACGCUAUCGGAGGAGAUGAUGCUGAACAUGGGCGAGGUGGAACGGCCGGGGCCGAAGCGGGACGACGCGGGCGAUGCGGGGGAGCUAAUGGCCAAGAACCCCUUCUACUCUCUUCUCGGGGACUGCUACACGAUCGUGGCUUCGAUACAGACUUUCCGUUUCAGUGACCUGUUGUCGGCCACCAUGCGAACCUCGCUCACCAAGAAGAAGCGGCGGAAUAGAUCCCUGUACGCACUGUCCGUGCUCUUCCUGUUGGCGUAUCUUACGGUGUCGGCUGCGAGGACGUCGCACGCACACCUGUCGCUCCUCAACAUCAUCACCCUGGUCCUCCUGGACAGCUGUCACUACAGCAUCCACCGCGGGUCUACCUAUUGGUCUCCCGGGUAUGGCGUCAUGCUCAUGGCGGCCGCCCGUGUGUCCAUCAUUGCGUGUAUGAGCAAUCUUUGGAUCGUGGGCUAUUCAAUCGCGUUCGUGAUCUAUGGCGGCGCCCUCAUUCGCGCGGUAGUAACCCACCGCCUGCCGCGGUUGAAUCAGGAGGAAGCUGGGGCCGUCGUGUUUCUUGGGCAUGACCCGAAAGGCGUCAAGUGUGACGACAUCGCGGCGAACCCCGAGUUGGUCCUUGGGUACACCAGCCUCUACUUCGUUCUCGUUCUCGUCGUACUGGCCUACGCCGAGCCGUCGGGGCUUUCCACACCGUCGAUCCGCGUAUGGGGGCAGGAGUGGCCGGCCUACAUCUUCACGCUCACGGGGGUUCUAGUGGUCAUGUCUUCUGGCCUUUUUGUGGCAUGCCUCAGGUCCUUGUCCCUAGGUAAGCAGGGUCUCCUCCCAGCCAAGCUCGGCGCCGCCUACAUGUGGCACCCCGCAGUGCGCCUGCCGACCAUCCUCGCGGUCGCGACGGGAUUGUCGGUCUUGUGCACGGGACUGUUGGUCUGGGCGGCGACGGGUUCCUCCGCGACGUUCAAGGUGUCCCUCUGUCUGCCCGCCAUCGUUCUGCUUGGCCGUUCGACGUACAGUCGUUGGGUCAAGAACGACUACGAACUGGUACGCUGGCCCCCAGACGUCGAAAAGGAUAAAGCAGCUGGAAUACACGUCGCCGGCGAAGAGCAGGAGGAUGAUACACCUGACGCGGCACAGGGAGCGAGCCUGCUGCACAACGAAGAAUACGACGGCGACGGGGACGAAGGGGUCGGGGCGACCUUCGCGCAGUCGGAGGAAAAGGCCCUCGUCAGGCCCAAGUAUGUGAGAAAGCAGCAGGGGGACGACGCCGCAGUGGGGGCAGCGGGCGAUGUGGGAAGGGAGGGGGGUGCCGGAGGGGAAGAAGUGGGCGUCUGGACCAGGGCCGGGGUGGCCCUCAGCCAGUUUCUGGAUGGAAAGGGGUCCUUGGGCGUGCUGUGUCGGAAGUGUCGCCGGAAAAAAAAGAUUGGAGCUUUCGAAGAUGGCGUCGACGGCGAGGGAGAAAUAGGGGAAGGAGACGUCGGGUACGGCACGCUUCCUGGCAGCGACAGGAACGGCGGGGGCAACCAAGGGGAUAACGCGGACGAGGAACUGGGCGAGGUGCGAGUGGACAGCCUCUCUUUCCGACGCGCGUUCCUGGAGGGCUAUCUCUUGCCGCACGAGUACAGGGCGUGCUACGGCUUCGCCGCGUGCGUGGCGCUUACCGUAGUGAUGGGCCUGCUGCUCUCAAGGGAGCACCAAGGGUGGGUGGGACACCUGUUGUGGACGGGGAUGCUCGUGGUGGCAUUCACCUUCAUUCCGGCUGCCAAAUGGUUUGGCACUUACGAGGUCGACGCCACGAUGAAGCUAUCUCUGUGGCUGGCCGGAAUCAUUCUCACGACAACGUGUGCGCUGACAUUCGUCCUACUCCUUGACGCCGAGGCCUUCCGCGACCAAUCGCUCGCGGUGCUGAAUGCCUUCCUGGCCUACCCGAUCGUCGCCUACAGUGCAUUUUCCUGCUUCCAGGCCAUGGACGGCCCGACUCCAGAGAAAGUGUUGUCCAACUUCGACGAAAACGGAGAGGAAAUGGAAGAGCCCCCUUCCAAGUGCGCCACGCUGUACCACAAAACCGUCGGCCGCUUCGUGUCCUUUAAGGCCCUGCUGGCGGUCGCGACAGCCCUCUGGCUGUGGCAGAGCUUUUUGUGGGGCGGAAUGUACACGGGGUGCGGGCUAACCGUCGCCGUUGCGCUGGCCGGAAUGGUGGGGCUGAUCAUCCGAGACUACCUGUCGCAAGGAUUCAUGGUGUCCAGGUCUAACAUCCACGGAACGGUUCGCCUUUUCGCGGACACCGUCAUGAUCGCUUGCCUUGCGGCCGCGCUGUGGGGGGUCGGGGCGGAGGCGUUCUGCCUUACCGUGUUCUUCGUCGUUUGGAUUCUGCGCAUAGCCCUCCCCGUCGCCACGCGCUGGUUAGAAGCCGAGCCGGACACGGUCAUCUACUUCGCGCCUUGGGCCUUCUCCGGGCUGCUGGUAGGCGUGGCGUGGGGCAUCGCGGUGGCGAUUUUCGUCGAGCCUCUGGGCAUAGGCGUGGUGUCCUUCCUUCAUCAAGAAAAACCAAUCCUUCAGGAACGACUCGUUCAGGCCAUGAAUGAGUAA